This is a messenger RNA of Jatropha curcas, 2388 nucleotides long. RefSeq names its product nuclear matrix protein-like protein (gene THO1). Gene Ontology annotation, cellular component: THO complex part of transcription export complex. The record is from RefSeq and is a predicted model, not a curated record. Lineage: Eukaryota; Viridiplantae; Streptophyta; Magnoliopsida; Malpighiales; Euphorbiaceae. Gene Ontology annotation, biological process: mRNA export from nucleus.
CGAGGCGAGCCCUUCGAAACCGAGGAACUGAAGCUCAACUGUCUUCGUCUUCAUCAAGCGCUCAGUUUUCCAGUCUUUUUAAUUUUACUUUCUAUUUUUUUCUUCUAAAUCACUUUGAUAUCUGAAAUUGCAUGUAUUGGUCAUAGCUUGUUCGGUUGGUACCGAGAGUUAUUUCUUGCUUGCUAGCGGCUGUGUAGUUGUAUCUCUGUAAUGGAAGAAUUCAGAAAAGCAAUACUACAGCCUGGGCCUCCUGAAAGCUUUGCGCUCCAGACUGUUCAAGAAUUUAUAAAACCUCAGAGGCAAACAAAAUUAGCCCAAGAUGAGAAUCAAUUGUUAGAAAAUAUGCUUCGGACUUUGCUUCAGGAGCUAGUGUCUUCUGCAGCGCAGUCAGGGGAGCAAAUAAUGCUGUAUGGGCAAUCAGUUGAUGAUGCGGAAAACUCUCAGGGUCAAAUUCCUCAUCUGUUAGAUGUUGUGUUGUAUCUUUGUGAGAGAGAACAUGUUGAGGGGGGUAUGGUAUUCCAGUUGUUGGAAGACUUGACAGAAAUGUCUACAAUGAGAAAUUGCAAAGAUGUUUUUGGUUAUAUUGAGAGUAAACAAGAUAUACUUGGGAAGCAAGAACUUUUUGCUCGUGGAAAACUUGUGAUGUUGAGAACCUGUAACCAACUUCUUCGUCGUCUUUCAAAGGCAAAUGAUGUCGUGUUCUGUGGACGAAUUCUAAUGUUUCUGGCACAUUUUUUUCCAUUAUCUGAACGUUCAGCUGUAAAUAUAAAAGGAGUUUUCAACACAUCAAAUGACACUAAAUAUGAGAAAGACCCGCCUGCUGGCAUCUCUAUCGAUUUCAACUUCUAUAAAACCUUAUGGAGUUUACAGGAAUUCUUUUGUAACCCUGUUUCUCUAACACUCGCUCCAACCAAGUGGCAUAAAUUUACUGCCACUUUAAUGGUUGUAUUGAAUACUUUUGAUGCUCAGCCCUUGAGUGAGGAGGAAGGAAAUGCUAACAACUUGGAGGAAGAGGCAGCAACUUUUAACAUAAAGUAUCUCACAAGCAGUAAACUAAUGGGCUUAGAGUUAAAAGAUCCAAGUUUUCGUCGCCACAUUCUUGUCCAGUGCCUGAUACUUUUCGACUAUCUUAAGGCUCCAGGAAAGAAUGACAAAGAUUUGACAUCUGAAAGCAUGAAAGAAGAAAUAAAAACUUGUGAGGAGCGUGUGAAGAAACUACUUGAAAUGACUCCACCUAAAGGAAAGGAUUUUCUUCACAUGGUCGAGCAUAUACUAGAACGUGAAAAGAAUUGGGUGUGGUGGAAACGUGACGGUUGCCCUGCAUUUGAAAAACAGCCAAUAGAGAAUAAAAUGGUCCAAGAUGGAGUUAAAAAACGUAAGCCAAGGUGGAGACUGGGGAAUAAAGAACUCUCUCAAUUAUGGAAGUGGGCAGAUCAGAAUCCGAAUGCUUUGACUGAUCCCCAGCGGGUUCGGACACCGUCCAUUACAGAAUAUUGGAAACCUUUGGCUGAAGAUAUGGAUCCAUCAGCUGGGAUAGAAGCUGAAUAUCAUCACAAAAAUAACCGGGUAUAUUGCUGGAAAGGUCUACGUUUUUCAGCUAGGCAGGACUUGGAUGGAUUUUCUAGAUUUACUGACCAUGGCAUCGAAGGAGUUGUUCCUCUAGAACUUCUGCCCCCUGAUGUCCGAUCCAAAUAUCAGGCCAAACCUAAUGAUAGGUCCAAACGUGCCAAAAAGGAGGAGGUGAAGGGUGCAUCAAAUCAAGCAGAAGAUAAUCAGAUUACGACACCUGCAAGUGUGCUUGAUGGUGAAGGAAUCAGAACUGAUGAAGCCUCAGCUACUCCAAUGGACACUGAUGCUAUGGCUACAACAGCCAGCACCCCUCAAGGCGGCACUCCAACGCCAGAAGAACAUCAAAAGCAAAGCCCAGAUACAGAUGGAGGUCAAGAAGCAGGCCAGUUAGAAGCAGACGGUGAAGGAGACGCUGCACUGAUAGAUGGGGAGACAGAUGCCGAAGUAGAUUUAGAAGCAGUCAGUUGAAAUUUGCCCCUCUUUUUUCUUCUUUUGAGGCAUAGUGUUAGGAAUUGCAGACUUGGUUUUUUAGCUGACAAGUAGUGAGAAAUGUGGAGAAAGAGAAGGAAAAGCAGCAGGAAUUAGAGAAUCAGAGAGAGACAGGAAAUAGACACUGAAAGAGAGAACAGAAAAUGCAUAGGAUCCAUUAAUUUGAUGAUGUAAUUUCUUAUAAAGUUGAUCCUUAUGUUGUCUCUGGCCCACAGGCCGGUGCUCAUGUUCUACCGUUGGUGACAUGAAAUGUAGAACGAUCAAGGAUAUAAAGCAAUUUGAUUUCUAAGGUAAAUUUUGGGUUAGCGAAUAUGAGCAAAGUUGAAAGAA